CAAAGUCACUUCCAUCAAAUAUAGCACCCGCAUUUCAGAGCUUCAAACUACUGAAAAAGUUUAGCUUUUGCAAUGGAUACGAUAACAAGCAUGGUGACCGGAAAGCCAGUGGUGAUAUUCAGCAAGAGCACAUGUUGCAUGAGCCACUCCAUCAACUCACUGAUAACGGGGUACGGGGCGAAUCCAACAGUGUAUGAGCUUGAUCAAAUCCCAAAUGGGCAAGUAAUAGAGAGGGUGCUAGUUGAGCAGCUGAAAUGCGAGCCAAGUGUGCCAGCUGUUUUCAUAGGCCAACAGUUCGUUGGUGGAGCUAAUCAGGUCAUGACCCUCCAACUCAGAAACCAGCUUGCGCCUAGGCUCCUAGAGGCCAAUGCCAUUUGGGUUUGGAACUAACAGUGGUAUACUCUGAUUACAUCUAAUUUACAGUCAUGACUCCAAAUAACAGUACGUUUUCAUGUUCUCUCCCUCCCGAUCCUUUGGGUUUAUUAUUAUGAAGGAAUGAACGUGUUGUACUCUAUA
Messenger RNA from Rosa rugosa (rugosa rose), 516 nucleotides. Its product is annotated as monothiol glutaredoxin-S6-like. Bases 73 to 390 code for a protein of 105 amino acids. Lineage: Eukaryota; Viridiplantae; Streptophyta; Magnoliopsida; Rosales; Rosaceae. The record is from RefSeq and is a predicted model, not a curated record. The transcript has a single exon.